Molecule: messenger RNA, 4280 nt
Organism: Lucilia cuprina (Australian sheep blowfly)
Lineage: Eukaryota; Metazoa; Arthropoda; Insecta; Diptera; Calliphoridae
Product: probable serine/threonine-protein kinase DDB_G0282963
Exons: 8
Coding region: 1016-3967 (983 amino acids)
Biological process (GO): rhabdomere development
Cellular component (GO): plasma membrane; cilium; stereocilia ankle link complex
Molecular function (GO): protein binding
Source: RefSeq, a predicted model, not a curated record
AAACUUUAACGGAUAAACAACGAGAAAAAUCGAGAGCGGCUCAAGAAACGAAUAAACUUUUAAAAUAAAAUUACUUUUGUGUAUUUUUCUUGUGUGAGUGCACUUUAAACAGUUUUUAUAAAGAGGCGCGCAUAAUUUAGCAUGCAGAUGUCUAUUUAACAUUGUUUCUAAAAACCAACAAGUGUGUGAAGUGUAAAUUAAAUUUGCAACAGAAAGGAAAAACAAGAACAUUUAACAAAAUUAGUUUCUAAAAGUAAUGUGAAACUGUGUGUGUCAUUUGCAAAAUAAGAAUAAAUGGACCUGAAAAAUAUUUAAAAUUAAACAAAACCGAAUAUAAUUAAUAACAAAGAAAAGAAUAAAAUAAUAUUUUAAUGUAAAAAACAAAUUAGUAUGGAUUUUCAAUGCUUUUAACAAUAAAUAGUAUGUGGUGAAAUGAAAAUUGUUUUAUGAGAAAUAAACAGCUUAAAACAGUUAUAAUUCCUGUGUAGAAUGUUUAAUAUGUGAGAGUGUGUGGAUUUUUUUUUGCAUAUAAUCAGAAAGAAUAUAAUGAAAAAUAAAAGCAACAACAAUAACAGCAAAAGUAUCUAAAAUAUCAAAACAAAGUGUUUGCUGCUUAAGUCUUUCGUUGUAAAUUCUUGUAUUUGAGACUUCAAUGUAAACAAUCUAAAUAAACUUGAUUUAAUGUUGUUGUUGUUUUAGUGAGUUUUAUUUCUCAUAUAUGUAUCAUUCAUUAUUAUUUAUAUGAAUUAGUUGUUGUCGUUCUUGUGUAUGUACACUUGUAUUAAAUUGUUGCUGUUUUUCUAAACACUUGCUUAAAAAAUUGUUGUUUUGUUUGUUUAUUUGGAAUUUCAUGCGUUUUGCACAAAUGUAAAGAAAGGAACCAAAAGAAAAGCGGUCACGCGUUCCAAUAAACAGUAAUAAAGAAUUUAUGGCUUAACUAAGCUUUCAUGAUUUACCAUUGUAAUUCCAAUAAUAUAAAAAAAGGAAAAAGCACAACAUAUUUUCUCUAAAUUAAAUGAUGGCCACCUCAUUAUUCACCGAUUGCAGCAGCAUGCAGGGCUCUACCACUAGUUCAUCUAGUGACAUGAUGACUCUUACCACAGCCGCCUCUUCAUGGUGUGCUAUACCAGCAUCAACUCGCAUCCGUUUGAUACGUUUGUUAAGACCUCAUAGUCGCCGUAUAUUGGUAACACCGGGCGCUGUACCCUCUUAUGGUUUCUCUGUAAGAGGUGGCAAGGAAUUUAGUACGGGAUUUUUUGUAUCCAGUGUUGACCGCAAUAGCGAGGCCGAACAGAAGGGUUUAAGGAUUGGUGAUCAAAUAUUGCGUAUUAAUGGAUUUAGAAUAGAUGAUGCCAUACACAAAGAAUUUGUGCAACUUGUUAGCCAUCAAGAACGUUUAACACUAAAAGUACGCAGUGUUGGCAUGUUGCCGGUAAAAGACAAAGAUAACGAUGGUCUUACCUGGAAUGUAGUCAAGACACCCAGUAUUAGUUCCACCAACUCCGAAUGUUCUUAUCAAUCGUCGGAGCGUACCGAACGUGCUCACAGCCGUAAUCAAGGUGAACGUGUUAUAAAUGUGGUCCUUAAUGUAGCGCCACGCACUAAAUUGGGUCUGGGUAUUUGUAAGGGACCCGAGUGGAAACCGGGUAUAUUUGUACAAUUUACAAAAGAGAAAAGUGUGGCACGAGAGGCAGGCUUAAGACCAGGUGAUCAAAUUUUGACGGUAAAUAGUAUAGAUUUUUCAGAUGUACUAUUUAGUGAAGCGGUGGCAGUUAUGAAGAGUUCAAAUAAAUUGGAUAUGACAGUACAUACUGGAGCUGGUUGUGAUCUAUUUCCCGGAGAAUCAAGUGGUUAUAAUAGUUCAGCUAGUUCAGUAACCGGAGAUCAAAGUCCCUGCUGGGCUGAUGUGAAAUCGAAGAGAUUAACUGCUGUCAGAGAGGAAAGUUCAAAUGGAGCAAAUUGGAAUCAACCUUUGUAUGCCAAUGAGCAGCGUAGAUGUCGUUCAAAAUCCAUAACCGAAAGAAGUGCUAAUUCGAAUUUAAUGGCCGCAACAAAUUUACCCGUAAGACAAAAUUCCAGCACAGCUGCGGCAACGAACUGCACAGCACAGACAAAUGUUAAAAAGGAAAUUAAUAAAACUAUUAUUAAAUUAUCUGAAAAUGGUGCUACUUCUAUUAACAAUACAUUUGUGGAAAAUGCCACGCCUUCCUCGAGCACAGGCACCAUAAGGAAAACUCUGAGCCCCACACAAAAGGAAAACCGAGAAGAACCAGCUGCUAUGGAAGGCACCCUAACGAAAUUUAAUCAAUCACCCAAAACUCCCAACAUAUUACCACCUCCACCACCCAUGGCCAUGUUAAAUCACACACAACAUCAGCAGCAGCAUCAGCCACAAAAUCAUUCAUACAAUUUUGAUAUGAAUUCAAAUUCUGCAGCAUCAACAUCUUCUUGCAGCAACGCUUUCAACAAGUGUUUACCACCUCACGAUGAUGGCGAUAUUAAAAUUGGUGGCGUGGCUGCCACCAUGCAACGUUAUCAAUAUGCCAAUCUGCAAUUGGCUAAAUUGAAUAAAGCAGCGGCGACCACAACAACAUCCGGCGAUAGCUCAACAUACUCAAAUAUGAAUUUGAAUAUGGAAAGUGAGAAAUCGUCUGGUGGUUUUAACGAUGGAGGUAGUCUUUCAAGUGCCAUUACAGAGGAACUUAAGAAGAGAAAAGCGAGACGUCAACCUCCCGCCUUUAAAGAACAUGCUCCACAUAAUGAAAUGAAACCACUACAAUACGAAAUGAAACGUGAGAACAAUAAUAAUCAUCAACAACAACAUCAUCAUCAUCAGCCAACAAGUCCAACGGCAGCAACAAACAUAAAUACAAAUACAUUGAAUGGCAAUGAUAACCAUAAAACUGCAGCAGUGAAUAACAACAGCAACAACAUCAAUUGUAAUAAUAAUAACAACAACUCUAAUAAUAAUACUCUCAAUGUUGUGGGUGAUCAACACAGUGCUUUAAUGAAUGAAUUCAAACAGGCCCAUAAACGCAUGUUUAAGAACGGCUUUAAAGAAUGUGGCAACAUUGGAGAUUCUAUGAAAAAUCGGGAUCGAAAGGAGGCACUGUUAAAUACCACAAUAUUGGAUGAUGCUGGUACCUGUCGAUCCAAAGGACCGGUACAAACAAAACAACAACAAAAUGACACAAUGGAUAGUAGAGAGCCGAACAAACAGGAGACAAACAGUCAUAUACCAAAACCACCGCCUCUACAAAUGACCAACAACAACAACACCUUUAAAGCCAACAAUACCACAACAACUCCAGCCACUCACAGCACUAAAACCUUUGCAGAUUCACGUUUAACAAAUGGUGUUCAAAAUGGAAAUGCUUACAAUGGGAAUGACACCUACAGCAGGCCUAACAAAUCAUCAUCUGCUUCUACCAAUGGUUACAACAACAACACUGCUACCAACAACACUCAAGCAAAUAGACAAACUUUACGUUUGGGCACUGUUACCAUAGGAGAAUAUCGUCAACCUUCCAAUAUGAGAAGAGAACCAGAAAAAUUCGAUUUUUUAACGGCACAAAAGAAGGGAAGAGAUUCAGGUGAUACCACACCUACAAAUGAGGCCUUACAAAGUGAAUUACAAAGUACUCUGUCACGAGCAAAUCUACGCAAAUCCAAUGGCAAUUCAUAUACCGAACAUCAGCGCAAUUGUCCUUUACAUCAGCAACAGCAGCAAUUGCAACAACGGCAAAGCGUCGAUUAUGGCAAUAAUGGUUUUUCGGUAGAGGAAAUAUCUAAGAAAUUACAAAAAUCAUCUAUAAAUGAUAAUCAUUCGGGAGAAAUGUUGACGAAAACAAAUAAUCGGCCGAUGAAUGGUGCCUCUGGAACGACAGGAGUUGGUAUUUUAAAGAAUGGUAAUCGUAAUGGCUCCAGUAGUAGUAAAUCUACAGAGAAAUCGAUUAAGUUUGGUUAACGUUUAGGAAAAAUCUAUUAAAAAUAAUGUUAAAUUUGGGAAGCAUUUCGAAUAUGCAAAAAAAAAAAUUAUGUCACAAAGUAUAUUUUUGCUAAUUACUGCUUAAUUGUGUUAUAAAUUGUUAUAAUUUUUAUUUCGCCUGGCCUUUUAAUAUCUACGAUUGUUUUUUAUACUUAUACUUUAAGAAAAAUUUUGUUAAAAAUUAAAGUUUAUUAUAAAUUUUUAAUUUUAAGCAGAGUAUAAUUUAGUUUUAUGUGCAAUAAAAUCUCAAAAUGUAUAUAAAUAAUAAAAAUAAAUAAAAAUAAGAAAACAA